This is a messenger RNA of Trypanosoma rangeli, 1014 nucleotides long. RefSeq lists its product as uncharacterized. The transcript has a single exon. NCBI's taxonomy places the organism in Eukaryota, Euglenozoa, Kinetoplastea, Trypanosomatida, Trypanosomatidae. Bases 1 to 1014 code for a protein of 337 amino acids. The record is from RefSeq and is a predicted model, not a curated record.
AUGCAGCUUAAGCCAGCAAGCCCCUUUCUUGAUCGAGCAAUUCUCGGGUUGAAGGACGCGAUCGUCCCACAGUUUUCUGAUAUGGUUUGCAGUACAGGUCUUCCUUACAUCGCAUCAGGACUGCAGGACUGCAUGCUGAACCCUACUACACUCCACCCAAUUUUUCUUGACGGUGCCACACCACUGGAUAAAUUGAAGCGUUUUCGUACACUCGUGAACGUUGUUUACAGUGUCUCCUCUUUGUUUGGCGUCAAGGUUGCUGCCUCCUCGCUUGCUGGGACGACGCUGCACGUGGAUAUGGCGUUCUCCGGCGACCUCCAUCUCAAACUGGGUGAAUUCGCUGAACUGGAAAGAGCCUUGGAUAGGUUGGGUGCUGCGCUCAGGGUAAUAGAGUUGGAGAACACUGCGGAUUUCCUGAAGCAGCUACUGUGGAUUGCCAAGGAGGGUUGGAUGGUGUGGGACGUCUCUCAUUUCUUCAACACGUCCUUUGAGGUUGUGUUCCACGACCUCCAGUGCACCGAAGAGGGACUAGACUGCACUGUGCUACGUGUGGGGGACAUUAGGGUGCAAAAUAUUGGACCGGAGAACCUCGGUGAGUGGGACAAGAUUAUCACGAAUAUUGUGAGUUCAUUUGUUUCUUCGCUGCUCGAUAAGGCGCUGGAUGAAUAUUUACAAUCCGACAGCACAACCGGUCCACGCUUCGGCGUUCCAGUGUUACUGGAAGGGGCCGUCAAACAGCUGCCACCAAUCCUGUAUGCGGUGCUUUUCGGGGGCCGUGGUUGUCGCUCUUCUAGUGGGAACUGCCCUUUUGAGGGUUUGUCGGUACCGCCACGGGGAGACUGUAAUAACCAACAAUGGCCUUGUGAUUCCGCUGAGCCGUGCACCGGCGGAGGAUUCGUUUUUGAUACUGCUAGUAAUUCUGAUAACGAUUGGCUUUACCUGGUGUAUUCUGACCACAAUUGUCUCCGUCCUGGUUUCAGGCAAAGUACACUACAUGAACUUUGCAUUGUUUGA